UACCACGCCAGCCUCUGGAUUCCUGUCGCUCCUGUUCCUCUCUGCACGUCUCUCUUGACUUUUCCUGCUGCUGCACAUAUACGAGCAUCACACACAAACACAAUAUGCAAUGCACUCACAUUGUCACAAACGGCAUUCACUAUCCAGACAAGCAUGCACUGAGUCGCACAGGCCACAGAGAGAAAACCCUUGUGUGCAGUCUGCGGCUUCAUGUGUCAAACCCUGUAAAACACGUUAGGAACCGGGGUCGUUUAAAAGUGACUGAUUUACGGCUUUUAUUGCUCUAUAAAACGCCUCUAACAUCCUCGCUAGAGGUAAUAGAAAUGUCGUGCGCAUUCUCGACAAACAUGACAGAAAUAUACCAUUUGACCUGGAUUUUUUUGAGCACGUUAUGUAAUUGUUGCAACUUUAACAGACACUGUGCUGCUGCUUUUCAUUUUUAUUCUUACCAUUCAUACAUGCUUAUAGAUAAGAUAGGGGAGGAGAAAUGCAGUUUUUCUUAAUGUGUUUGGGAGGCUGCUGAGCUGUUUGGGAGUUAACCUCUUUCGGUCUCUUUGACCAAAGUUGACUCUGAGAUAAGAACGAGGAGCCUACAGCAGCAUGACAAGUUUAUACAACCAGGCAGUAUCACUUUACAGAACAACAGCAUACCUCCUGUAAUGGGGGCUGCUGUUGAGCAGAGCCUCAGCCAGGAUUAGCAUGAAGUAUGUGGAGGCUCCAUUUCCAAAUGGCAGUUAGGCUGAGAUAUUACAGCUUGUAUCAAUUUAUUUUGGCAUAAGAUUGACUGACUCGUAUACACAGGACAGUGUUAACAUGGUUGCAUUUUUUCCUCUGCCUAUCUAUGUUGGAUUCUUUGAGACGCUCGCUCUCAACAGUUGGAUUGUAGCUGCCCUGCGCUCAUCUGCUGGUCACAGGGCAGCUAUUGUCCACACACAAACAAAGUUAAUUUACUUACUCUUCAUGUGGUUUUAUUUUGGUUGUAACUAAGCUCCAAAGCUUGCCUCACAAGUAAAACACAAGGACUUUUGAAUGUUGUGAAGACAGAGAGGCAUGAGGUGAUCAAAACCCCUGAUAUGUUUGCAUUUAAUUAUCUUAUAGUUUCUAUCCAGCAUGGUAUAGAGGAGGAUUGCUCAGUUACUCUCUGGUCUGUGAACCUAACUUCAUUGUGCACAGUACUACUGAUCAAGCUGUUCUGCUGCUCUCUGGUAUGUCCCACCAUGAUGGUGCCGGUUGUCAGAUCAGUGACACCCCAGUGGUGCUGUUCUGUGUUAGCUGUCGUUUGAUGUCACAUUGGGAGCUCUGAGUUCGUCUGGUCUGUUGGCUGCUUCCCUUUUUGCUCAGUCUGUGACAUCAGUUGCUGAGCUUCCACCCUGUGUUGUUUCUGUGACAUUUCUGUGCUUGUGCUCCACUGUUUGGAUGGAGAAAUCACAACAUGUGUGAUACUGAAUUCUACAUACAGAUAAAUAGCUGUACAUUUCAGAAUUAGAUGUUAUUAAUAAAGGUUAUUUUUUCAGGGUUUUUCACUUAAUACUUUUUCACUGUUACCACCGUGACUUUUCUUUAUUCUUAACAUCUUAUUCUGCUCAGUCUCUGGGACAGAACCCUACACCUUUGGCUCCAGCCACCUUUUGAAUAAGAAUAUAUACAACAUGGCGCUUUAAUUAAAAGUAAACAUGACUGUUUACAAAUCAGCACACAAUAUAUCUUGAUUUAUUUUUAUUAUUUGCUGCUGAGAUAUUCAAAGCAGCUUUAAAAAUAAUUUCAUUGAGAAGCUUUAGCCAAAUACUUCCUUCUUUGUGCAGUUUUUAAUCAAUGAAAACACGAAGGCCCAGUUGUUGAAAGAAUAAACUGGAACAACCAGACAAAUCAAUUGAAUGGCGUCUUUUAUUCAGACGGUGUAACUCUUCCUGUCUCCCACAUUAUAAAUGAUCGGGCCUAUUUUCAGAGAUCCACCACACCUCCAGUGCCUCUCUUGACAUUUACAGUCCCAGUAAACCUCCACUAUUUGUGCAGAAUGGUUUUAAUAGGAACAGCAACUUACAGAAGUGAUGCAGCUCUAAUUCUUAAGCGCAUUAAUGGACCAUAAUGUGUUUCACAGCUGAAGUGCUGCUGGUUAAAGACUGAGUCUUCAUUAAUUAGCUGAUAACCUUUAUUUGAGGCGUGCAGCCUAACAAAAUGAUUGGUUUGCUAUUGUUGUACCUUAUCCUUGGCAAAUCACCUAUUGUCCCUUUGAAUAAUUGAGAGCAGCGGAUCUUGCCUGUUUUAUUUUUUGCCUUGGUCAGCAACUAGCUACUAGUUUUGUCCCCAAGAUCAAUUGCUUUGGUAACACAACCAGGGGGAGAGAGAGGCAGGGACAGAAUGGGAGAGAGAGAGAAAGAGAGAGAGAGAGAGAGAGAGGUUUGUGCCCUCAAUGGCGACUGUAGGUAUGCUAAAUACCUCUGGUUCCUUAUCCGGGAACUACCUCUUCAUCUGCUAUUGGGCCAUAGAGUCACGUGGUAAAAGUAACUUUACAGGGCUGCUCGCAAGUAGGAGGGCUUUAUGGAGCAGAAAAACGACAAAGCUAGAAAAAUUAUUUUCCACUCCAGAAAUUAAUGAUCAUGAGCUCGUAUUUGAUGGAGUCUAACUACAUUGAUCCGAAAUUUCCUCCAUGCGAGGAAUAUUCGCAAAACAACUACAUCCCCGAGCAUAGUCCAGAAUAUUACAGCCGCGCAAGGGACCCUGGCUACCAGCAUCACCACCAGGAGUUAUAUCCUCCGCGGGCGAGCUACCAAGAGCGCCAGUUUAACUGUGCAAGCAUCCCCGAACCCGACACGCCACGGGGACACGGAAUACCCCACUCUGCGCACCUGCUGACAGGGAAAGGGCAGCCUGCUUCAUGUGAAACCCCACAGUUGUCCAUGUCCCCCGCCACCCCACCGGCCGCCACCUCCGCCUGCAACCAAGCCACCCCGGAGCAUCCAAACAGCACAGCCUCCUCCAAGCAGCCCGUGGUGUACCCGUGGAUGAAGAAAAUUCACGUCAGCACCGUGAACCCUGGUUACAAUGGAGCGGAGCCCAAGCGGUCUCGGACAGCAUACACCCGGCAGCAAGUCUUAGAAUUGGAGAAGGAAUUCCACUAUAACCGAUAUUUAACUCGGCGGAGGCGCAUCGAGAUCGCCCACACCCUGGUUCUCUCCGAGCGACAGAUAAAAAUCUGGUUUCAAAACCGCAGGAUGAAAUGGAAAAAGGAUCACAGGCUGCCCAACACCAAAGUGAGAUCCUCCUCCUCCUCUGGGUCCAACACAGGCUCAGCAGCCGGCGCUGUAGCCGCUGCCUCGGCCACUAACACUGGGGCCCCCGACGAACUCUCCGGAGCACAGCAUGGCGAGGAUAUUACCAGGUGCAGAAACGCAGGCAGCUCGUGGAAAUGUUGUCUGAAGCUUCUUCUUCUUCGAGCGCCCCAAAUUGCAGGCGGAUUACUUUGCAACUCCAGAGCUCUGUCAUUGGAGGAGGAGGCCACACGUGACCACAGCACCCGUCUGUUUGAUGAGCUGGCUCCAUGGACCCCCAACAGCCCACCACCCUCCCACUGCAGCUGCAUGGCAACAGUUUUGCUAUGAGCUCUGGACAAAUGCCAGUGCCAGAGUACAAUGGCGGA
This is a messenger RNA of Paralichthys olivaceus (Japanese flounder), 3637 nucleotides long. The record is from RefSeq and is a predicted model, not a curated record. NCBI's taxonomy places the organism in Eukaryota, Metazoa, Chordata, Actinopteri, Pleuronectiformes, Paralichthyidae.